CGGCCGUUAGCGCGCUCACCAGUUAGCGCUAGCGUGGUAGUUUUCACCGGGCUGUGUGGGACAUGUAGUUAUUUCAGGAGUACUGUGUGAAGAUAAACCCUGACCUGAAGACAGCAGGGAUGGCUCUGGAGCAGCUCAGUGAUGUGGUCCAGAGAUGUCAAGCCCUCCCUGAAGACAGUUACACCACCGAGGACCAUGACGUAUUCACGAUUUCUGGGCGGACCUGCAUCGAGGAGGGAAACAGCGCACAGGUCCUCAGUAUCGUCCUGGAUGAAAAGAAUCAGGACAUAGUGAGAUGUAUGGGAUGGAAUCUGUUGCCUCCUCUGAUCCGGGUUCUCCUGAAGAAAGAAGACGAGACGCUUUCUCAGUGCCUCGCCAUUUUCAACCACCUGCUGCAGACCUGCAGACCCAAAGAGCUGCUGAUUGGCUUGUUGGAGCAGCUGGAGCAGGACGACCCUGACACCAUAGCAGAGAGUCUCCAUCUGCUGUUGAACCCUCUGCAGAAAGUGCUGCUGUGUCUGGGCAGCCGUAAGGCGUCGUCACUGGGCAUGACCCUGUCCUCUGUGCUGGACCAGGUGGCCAAACUGCCUUUACCUCACACCAAGGAGCAAGAGGAGGAUGACGUCUUUUCGCUUUGUCGGUGCUGCACUGAUCUGAUAGACUUUAUCAAGCCUUUUGUCCACGAGGCCAGGCAAAACCUCCUGAGCAGUGAGACACAAAAUGAGAACAAGUUGGCGGGUGUGCAGGGCAGGGAUAAAGAGGACGAGCUGCGGACAGAACUGCUAAAGUUCUGUAUGAAGACUCUGAGUCAACCUCUGCUGGAGGUACAACUCAAGGAUCCCGACACUCUGGCUGUGUCUCCCCUCAGGAAUUUUGCGACAGAGAUUUUGAGCACCCUCAGUGCUAUCGGAGAGUCUGUCCCCAGUCUUAUCUCUCAGGCUCUGCUGAAGAGAAAACACAUUCCCGGCUUUCUGGAGGAGGAAGUGCGUUACCCUAAAGAGUCUUUGGCCAGCCUGGCUCACCUGGUGUUCGUCCAUCACCUGGCUGCAGAUACAUUCCCCAGUGUUUUUAGUCCUGUGUUCUGUCUGCGGUGUAAUAUGGAGCACAUUUGCCUCCUCCUGUCCAGAACUGAGGAGUCCAGGAUUCAGAAAGGACUGGAGCUGUAUGAGAAGAGUCUGGUGCGGGUGGAGGAUGGCAGUCUGCCUGCAGAUCUGCUGGAGAUCAGAGCCUUCCUCACAGUCCCUAAGAACUUGGUGAAGGUCAUGACGAUGUGUCCAAGGAGUGAUUUGAGAACCAGAGGUCUGAAGGUGUUCCAGCUGAGCAUCGAUAAGUUUGAAACCGAAGCCAAGUACAAUUUUUUCCAGUACAUGCUGAAAACAGGUAAUCACUCAGGAGUCGAAGGCUACAUCAUCAAAAACAUCAAGAAUCAGAUAAACGCUGCCCUACAGCCAGGUAACAGUAACACCUGGUUUGAGGGACCCCACCUGCUGCCUCUGCUGCGUAGAGUUCUCAUCCUGCCAGACGGCCCAGAGACCGACCUCCUGCAGUACCUGGACAGAAUCAUGGAGUCUCUGAACCUGCUGCGUUACCUCGUCAUCAGAGACAAAGUGACAGAGAACCAGACAGGCAUCUGGACAGAGCUGUAUAAAAUAGAAGAUUCGUUCCUGAAGCCAUUACGUGUUGGAGUAAACAUGUCAAGAGCUCACUACGAGAGGGAGCUCCAUGACACCAUGGAGACCAAGAGGGGCAAGGCCAAAGGGGAGUCCAUGCUUUCUGUGUCCGUUGGCAGUGAGAAGCUGCCGAACAUGACGCCUGAGUCUCAGAUUCAGGCUCUGCACUCCGCCCUGCACACGUUUGACAUGAUCGAGAGCGUGUUGGUGCGGAUAGAGGAACUCAUAGAGGUGAAGGAGAGUUCUUAGACUGACUCUGAGUUUUACUACCAGAGGUCGUCAUCGCCAAACGAAGCCUGUAACUGUUCAUAAGAAAAUGAGCAGCAUCAGUUGUGGAUACGUUAUUGUAAACGGUUGUCAAAUUAUACACUGCUCGUGUUGUUUUUUUUUAUUAUUAUUUCAAGUUGUUUUCAGCAGGUCUGCUGGAUUCUGUAAAAUGUUGCAUACAGUGUUUAUAUAACAUCCAAAUAACAGCUGGAAAAUUUGUAUCACUUCUGUAAUAAA
Molecule: messenger RNA, 2174 nt
Organism: Epinephelus fuscoguttatus (brown-marbled grouper)
Lineage: Eukaryota; Metazoa; Chordata; Actinopteri; Perciformes; Serranidae
Gene: glmna
Product: glomulin, FKBP associated protein a
Exons: 19
Coding region: 120-1919 (599 amino acids)
Cellular component (GO): cytoplasm
Molecular function (GO): ubiquitin-protein transferase inhibitor activity
Source: RefSeq, a predicted model, not a curated record